CUGGGAGCGUCCACCCGCCCUCCACCAGUAUGGCGACGUCCUCACAGUACCGCCAGCUGCUGAGUGACUAUGGACCACCGUCUCUAGGCUACACCCAGGGAAGCGGGAACAGCCAGGUGCCCCAAAGCAAAUACGCUGAGCUGCUGGCCAUCAUCGAAGAGCUGGGGAAAGAGAUCAGACCCACCUAUGCGGGGAGCAAGAGCGCGAUGGAGAGACUCAAACGUGGCAUCAUCCACGCAAGAGGACUGGUUCGGGAGUGCUUGGCCGAAACGGAGCGGAACGCCAGAUCCUAACUGCCUUGUUACAGUGGAAGGUUUUCCAGCUUCUUGCAAGACAGAAAGUUACAGUUCAUCUCCCCUGUUCAGAUGAAACUCUUGUUUUCAAAAUGGUAACAGUUUGAUUUCUCCUCCGCAAACCCCUCUCAGGGUUCACUAGGCUCUGAACCUAUGGUCUCUAAGAUUUGAGAAAAGAUUUUGCAGUUGACUAGGAUUUACAUUUUAAAUAGUUAGGAACUACCCAGGUUUUUUUUCUUUUUUUAAGCAUUGGUUCAAAAGAUGCACGUAAGUUACCUGUCUUACAGCAAACUGUAGUUUGCCUCCAAGACACCAGGGUCUCGCUUUCAUCUUCUCUUCUGAAUACGUUUAUGUUACCCAGAUUCUUUGUUCCUUGCACAAGUGACUACAACUCUACGGGAUUUGUUCUCAGCAUUCUGACAGCACGCUUUACUUAGUAGCCGGAUGGCCCCAUUUGCCAGACAGCGUAGAUUCUGCUUAAUGUAACUUCUUUGCUUAAGCAUUUGCAUGACUGUUAGUGCUUUGAAGUCAAUUUAAAAAAUGCACAAGUUAUAAAUACAGAAGAAAGAGCAACCUGCCCAACCUAACAAGGACCCCCGAACAUUUCCCUACUAAGACUGUAAUAGAUUUCAGUUCUGCCUUUCCUGUAAGUGGAUCCAAACAUCGGGAAGAAAAUGACUAAAACUGUUUGCAUCUUUGUAUGUAUUUAUUACUUGAUGUAAUAAAGCUUAUUUUCAUUAACAA
Molecule: messenger RNA, 1037 nt
Organism: Equus quagga
Lineage: Eukaryota; Metazoa; Chordata; Mammalia; Perissodactyla; Equidae
Gene: CDK2AP1
Product: cyclin dependent kinase 2 associated protein 1
Exons: 3
Coding region: 30-293 (87 amino acids)
Cellular component (GO): cytoplasm; nucleus
Source: RefSeq, a predicted model, not a curated record